This is a messenger RNA of Branchiostoma belcheri (Belcher's lancelet), 1739 nucleotides long. RefSeq lists its product as uncharacterized. Lineage: Eukaryota; Metazoa; Chordata; Leptocardii; Amphioxiformes; Branchiostomatidae. The coding region runs from base 194 to 1141 and encodes 315 amino acids. The transcript is spliced from 6 exons. Gene Ontology annotation, molecular function: protein binding. Gene Ontology annotation, biological process: signal transduction. The record is from RefSeq and is a predicted model, not a curated record.
GACAAGCCUAAAUGGAGAAGACAAUGCACCAAGGCAAGAGACUUCUCUGCCCAUCCUGUUGCCAGAGUACAGCAUCCAGACUAUUGAUACAGGCCUGACAAGUGAUACUGACCCUCACCUCUCAGCUGUUGGUGUUCCUGUACAAGUGUCCUCCAUCCAUCCUUACCUACAAGAACAAAACUUCAACCCAAUCAUGGUUUCACUGAAGACAACAACUCCACAGCAAAGAAUCGGCCGUCUCGAGAACACGGCACUUACCAACGGGGAAAGAACACCGACCUCACCAAAGGUUGUGGCAACAGACCCUACCCCUGGCAGAAUUCAACGGCUUAACGAAGAAACAUCUCCGAAAGACAGGCCAAGAGCUACCAAGAGAAGUGAACGCAAAUCAGCCUCCCGAUCGACAUCCAUGGAAAGAGCCACGCAUCCUAAAUCUGUUGCUAGCUCCAGACAGAGAGAGGAUGGAGUUCCCAGAAGAUCGGUGAGUUUGGAUGAGUCAACUCCGUCUGAGCCCCACACCCUCUGCUCCAGCCUCCCAGACUCAGUCAGCUGUCCAGAACUCGAUGAAAUGAUCAGCGGAAAAAGCACAGCAAAAAAAGAGCCGGAGAAGGAGGAAGCAUGUGGACAACAGCGGUCAGCAAGCAAACGCAAAGAGGAAAUGGGAGCAAAAGCUGGGUUAGUUGGAAGCAUGGAGACAAUUGAAGAAGACACAGCACACAUCCUUGUGAAGAAGAAACCACCACCGGGGAACCAAAGUGGGAAGGAAAGUCUGGAUGUGGAGGCCCUGAGCUUGGGUGGAAACAAGGUGGCCACUACCAUAGUACAGAUGAUAAGGAAACAGCUGGUAGUGAGGGGACAUUUAGACCUGCCGUAUCUCACCUUCUCUGACCUGUGCCUCCGACUCUACAACACUGGCAGCAACUGGAAAGUUCUGGCUGGCAAACUGGGACUUACGGUUGAGGAUGUUGAGUUGAUUGACAGCUGCAGCGCCCAGCACGGUCUGCUCGCGGCCGAGAUCGUAAUCCGACACUGGCAGAGAACAGCUGACCAAGACGGCGCGGCUUCCUGCAACCUGCGGAACCUACGGGGCAUUCUCACGGACAUGGGGAGGAGAGAUCUGGUCGACAUGUUAAAGAAAUAAAUGUCUUUAAAAAAAACAUGGAUUUCCUUGAAAAAAGUAUGCAUAUACUGUACUGUAUAUGCUGGUCCUCAGUAGCAUGACUUCCUGCAAACUCAGUGACAUGGGCAGGAGAGAUCUGGUAGACAUGUUACUAUUGUAAAAGAACUAAAUCCUUUGGUUCCUUGAAAAAACUGCUGCAUAUAGUCCCUUUAGGUUUUUUUUAGCCUAGCCUGCUCAACACUCACUCAGACACUGGCAGAGAACAGCUGACCAGGACGGGACGGCGCCCUGCAACCUGCGGUACCUACGGGGCAUUCUCACAGACAUGGGGAGGAGAGAUCUGCUGGACAUGUUAAAGAAAUAAAAACAUUGCAUAUUAUACAUGCAGCUCUUAUUUCCUUUAUCCUAGCCUGACUACAUCACGCUUCUAGCAGCCCUGAAUCUACUGCUCCUUUAGAAGCUUGAUAGUCAACACCCUGAAGUAAGGAGGAAACAUCUUAUAAUCAUAAUCCUGUCAAUAUAAUAUGCAUAUGUGUGCUACUCAAAAUCGAUCAUUUAUUGUCAGAAUGGCAAGUGCCUCUGUUAACAUAGUGUUGGAGGCUGUGAUGAUUGGUAUCCA